AUGGGACACGGAGCCACGGGUGCGUCCUCAGGUACACGGGCCCAUGGGACACGGAGCCACAGGUCCCACCUCAGGUACACGGGCCCAUGGGACACGGAGCCACGGGUCCCACCUCAGGUACACGGGCCCAUGGGACACGGAGCCACAGGUCCCACCUCAGAUACACGGGCCCAUGGGACACGGAGCCACAGGUUCGUCCUCAGGUACACGGGCCCAUGGGACACGGAGCCACAGGUGCGUCCUCAGGUACAUGGGCCCACGGGACACGGAGCCACAGGUCUGUCCUCAGGUACACGGGCCCAUGGGACACGGAGCCACAGGUGCGUCCUCAGGUACAUGGGCCCACGGGACACGGAGCCACAGGUGCGUCCUCAGGUACAUGGGCCCAUGGGACACGGAGCCACAGGUCUGUCCUCAGGUACACGGGCCCAUGGGACACGGAGCCACAGGUCCGUCCUCAGGUACACGAGCCCAUGGGACACGGAGCCACAGGUCCCACCUCAGGUACACGGGCCCAUGGGACACGGAGCCACAGGUCCGUCCUCAGGUACACGGGCCCAUGGGACACGGAGCCACAGGUCCGUCCUCAGGUACACGGGCCCAUGGGACACGGAGCCACAGGUCCCACCUCAGGUACACGGGCCCAUGGGACACGGAGCCACGGGUGCGUCCUCAGGUACACGGGCCCAUGGGACACGGAGCCACGGGUGCGUCCUCAGGUACACGGGCCCAUGGGACACGGAGCCACAGGUCUGUCCUCAGGUACACGGGCCCAUGGGACAUGGAGCCACGGGUCUGUCCUCAGGUACACGGGCCCAUGGGACACGGAGCCACAGGUCCCACCUCAGGUACACGGGCCCAUGGGACACGGAGCCACGGGUCCCACCUCAGGUACACGGGCCCAUGGGACACGGAGCCACAGGUCCCACCUCAGAUACACGGGCCCAUGGGACACGGAGCCACAGGUUCGUCCUCAGGUACACGGGCCCAUGGGACACGGAGCCACAGGUGCGUCCUCAGGUACAUGGGCCCACGGGACACGGAGCCACAGGUCUGUCCUCAGGUACACGGGCCCAUGGGACACGGAGCCACAGGUGCGUCCUCAGGUACAUGGGCCCACGGGACACGGAGCCACAGGUGCGUCCUCAGGUACAUGGGCCCAUGGGACACGGAGCCACAGGUCUGUCCUCAGGUACACGGGCCCAUGGGACACGGAGCCACAGGUCCGUCCUCAGGUACACGAGCCCAUGGGACACGGAGCCACAGGUCCCACCUCAGGUACACGGGCCCAUGGGACACGGAGCCACAGGUCCGUCCUCAGGUACACGGGCCCAUGGGACACGGAGCCACAGGUCCGUCCUCAGGUACACGGGCCCAUGGGACACGGAGCCACAGGUCCCACCUCAGGUACACGGGCCCAUGGGACACGGAGCCACGGGUGCGUCCUCAGGUACACGGGCCCAUGGGACACGGAGCCACGGGUGCGUCCUCAGGUACACGGGCCCAUGGGACACGGAGCCACAGGUCUGUCCUCAGGUACACGGGCCCAUGGGACAUGGAGCCACGGGUCUGUCCUCAGGUACACGGGCCCAUGGGACACGGAGCCACAGGUCCCACCUCAGGUACACGGGCCCAUGGGACACGGAGCCACGGGUCCCACCUCAGGUACAUGGGCCCAUGGGACACGGAGCCACAGGUCUGUCCUCAGGUACACGGGCCCAUGGGACACGGAGCCACAGGUACAUGGGCCCAUGGGACACGGAGCCACAGGUCCCACCUCAGGUACAUGGGCCCAUGGGACAUGGAGCCACAGGUCCGUCCUCAGGUACACGGGCCCAUGGGACACGGAGCCACAGGUCUGUCCUCAGGUACACGGGCCCAUGGGACACGGAGCCACGGGUCCCACCUCAGGUACACGGGCCCAUGGGACACAGAGCCACAGGUCCCACCUCAGGUACACGGGCCCAUGGGACACGGAGCCACAUGUCUGUCCUCAGGUACAUGGGCCCAUGGGACACGGAGCCACAGGUCCCACCUCAGGUACAUGGGCCCAUGGGACAUGGAGCCACAGGUCCGUCCUCAGGUACACGGGCCCAUGGGACACGGAGCCACAGGUCUGUCCUCAGGUACACGGGCCCAUGGGACACGGAGCCACAGGUCCCACCUCAGGUACACGGGCCCAUGGGACACGGAGCCACAGGUCCCACCUCAGGUACACGGGCCCAUGGGACAUGGAGCCACAGGUCUGUCCUCAGGUACACGGGCCCAUGGGACACGGAGCCACAGGUCCCACCUCAGGUACAUGGGCCCAUGGGACAUGGAGCCACAGGUCCGUCCUCAGGUACACGGGCCCAUGGGACACGGAGCCACAGGUCUGUCCUCAGGUACACGGGCCCAUGGGACACGGAGCCACGGGUCCCACCUCAGGUACACGGGCCCAUGGGACACAGAGCCACAGGUCCCACCUCAGGUACACGGGCCCAUGGGACACGGAGCCACAUGUCUGUCCUCAGGUACAUGGGCCCAUGGGACACGGAGCCACAGGUCCCACCUCAGGUACAUGGGCCCAUGGGACAUGGAGCCACAGGUCCGUCCUCAGGUACACGGGCCCAUGGGACACGGAGCCACAGGUCUGUCCUCAGGUACACGGGCCCAUGGGACACGGAGCCACAGGUCCCACCUCAGCUCAGAGAUCAUCAGCCUUGCCUAGAAGGGGAAAAACAACAACCAAAGGUCUGUGGGAAGGACUCAGGAAGUGCCCCAGCACUCCGCAGUGAGAUACAUGAAGGAGAACUGAGCCCCCGGAGCCUCUGCGGGCAGACGCACAAGGAAGUAAAGGGCUUGACCUUCAGGGAGGAGGUGGAUUGGCCAGAACUUGUGAAGUCUGGACGGGGAGAGGCUGGCAGAGCUGGGAGGGCACGGGUGCCCCUGCCAUCCGGAGCCGCAUGGACGCGAGGGCCCCUCCAGGUCCUGCAGUUGGGGGCAAGAUCAAAGACCCAACUUCUAGCCACUGUACCCCCCACCGAGGGGUCCCCAUCCCUCCGCUCGUUAGAUAAGGGCAUCGUCUCCAGGGCCCACUAG
This is a messenger RNA of Antechinus flavipes (yellow-footed antechinus), 3081 nucleotides long. Its product is annotated as collagen alpha-1(I) chain-like. Bases 1 to 3081 code for a protein of 1026 amino acids. NCBI's taxonomy places the organism in Eukaryota, Metazoa, Chordata, Mammalia, Dasyuromorphia, Dasyuridae. The transcript has 4 exons. The record is from RefSeq and is a predicted model, not a curated record.